Messenger RNA from Staurois parvus, 260 nucleotides. The record is from the annotation of a GenBank genome assembly. Lineage: Eukaryota; Metazoa; Chordata; Amphibia; Anura; Ranidae.
GAAGGAGAUUCAUCAUUUCUAUUUGUCCUGUUUAUCAUUAUCAUUGAAAGUGAAAGUAAAAGAAAAUCCCAAAUUUUGGGUUGUCCCCAGAAAAGCAAUAGAGGGAAAAUCUUCCAAUUGGGACUAGUUCUGGUGACCUGGGGGUCCCCAAGGGAUUCCCUUAAUUUUCAGGGAUUUCCUCUCACUUCCUGUUUAGUUAUGGGACGGGAAUUGAGGGGAAAUCUCUGCAAUCAUGUGACAUCAUCCAAAUGAAACUAAUG